UCUUCUUCUUCUUCUUCUUCUUCUUCUACUGACCGCUUUGCAUUCGCAUUUGCAUUUGCAUUUGCAUUCUCAUUCUCAUUCUCAUACAUUUGCUUCUUCUUUUUCUUCUUCUCCUCCCAAAUAAUGGAGGCUUCUGGACAGGUGAAAGCGGCCCUCGAGGUCGCGCCGUCGUUUCCGCAGCCGUCGCCGUCGCCGCUCCGGAAGAUGGCGGCGGUGGCGUCGAUAGCGGCGGGCAUCCAAUUCGGGUGGUCGCUGCAACUCUCGUUGCUGACCCCCUAUGUACAGCUCCUGGGUAUUCCCCACAAAUGGUCUUCCCUGAUUUGGCUCUGCGGGCCGGUUUCCGGCUUGGUGGUGCAGCCGCUGGUGGGGUACUACAGCGACCGCUGCACCUCCCGGUUCGGGCGGCGCCGCCCCUUCAUCGCCGCCGGGGCAGGGCUUGUCUCCAUCGCCAUCAUCCUCAUCGGCUUCGCCGCCGACCUCGGGCACCUCUCCGGCGACCAAAUCGGGGGGAAGCACAAGCCCCGGGCCAUCACCGUGUUCGUGAUCGGGUUUUGGAUUCUCGACGUCGCCAACAACAUGCUCCAGGGCCCGUGCCGGGCGCUCCUCGCCGACCUCUCAGCCGGCGACCACCGUAAGACGCGCACGGCCAACGCCUUCUUCUCCUUCUUCAUGGCCGUCGGAAACGUCCUCGGGUUCGCCGCUGGCUCCUACAGAAAGCUCCAUAACGCCUUCCCGUUCGCCUCCACAAAAGCCUGCGACGUCUACUGCGCGAACCUGAAGAGCUGUUUCUUGAUCUCCAUCACGAUUCUCCUCGUUCUCACCACCAUAGCCCUCACCACAGUGCGGGAAACCCCACUCUUGAAACCGCCGGAAGAGGAUGGCGACGUCGACGGUACCGAGAAGGGUGGAUCCCGGCCGGUCCCUUUCUUCGGGGAACUACUGGGUGCGUUCAAGGACUUGCAGAGGCCCAUGUGGAUCUUACUCGUGGUGACGUGUCUCAACUGGAUUGCCUGGUUCCCGUUUCUCCUCUUCGACACCGACUGGAUGGGUCGGGAGGUGUACGGCGGCGACGUCGACGGAACGGCCGCCCAGAAGGAUCUGUACGAUCACGGCGUCCACGCCGGUGCGUUGGGGUUGAUGUUGAACUCGAUCGUGCUGGGCUUGGUGUCUCUCGCCAUCGAGCACUUGGCGCGUGGGCUCGGCGGAGUGAAGCGCCUGUGGGGCAUCGUGAAUUUCCUGCUGGCGGUUUGUCUCGCCAUGACGGUGGUGGUUUCCAAAAAAGCCGAGUCCAUACGCCACAGCAACGGCGGGGCCACAACGAAGCCCGAUAACGGCGUCAAGGUCGGCGCUUUGGUGAUCUUCUCGGUCCUUGGGAUCCCCCAAGCGGUGACUUACAGCAUUCCUUUCGCUCUGGCCUCCAUUUUCUGUAAUGCUGCCGGCGCCGGCCAAGGCCUUUCUCUGGGAGUUCUCAAUCUCUCCAUCGUCAUCCCACAGAUGGUGGUGUCCGUAGCAAGUGGGCCGUGGGAUGCCCUGUUCGGAGGUGGGAACCUGCCGGCGUUCGUCGUGGGAGCCAUUGCAGCGGCGGUGAGUGGUGUUUUGGCAAUCACCAUGCUGCCGUCUCCGCCGCCAGAUAAGUCGGCCAACGUUUCCUUGUCGGGCGCUUCAUUCCAUUGAGGAAAAAACUUAGGGUUUUGGAGUACAUGAAUGAUCUUAUAACCUUUAUUUUGCUUUGCAUGUUGAGCUCUCUCUCUCUCUCUCUCUCUCUCUCUCUCUCUCUCUCUCUCCCUAUCUCUCUCUGUCUGUAAUUUGGGUAGGCAAGAAGAAGAAGAAGAAGAAGAAGAAAGGCCAUUUGGGGGGCCGGGAUAGCGUAUAGCUGACUGUGCCAGUGUUAUGGACGCUAAAGCGUGGUGCAGUCUAUGGUUGAUCUCAAGCAUAAUCGACCCUUUUUCUGUGUGUG
Molecule: messenger RNA, 1957 nt
Organism: Diospyros lotus (date-plum)
Lineage: Eukaryota; Viridiplantae; Streptophyta; Magnoliopsida; Ericales; Ebenaceae
Product: sucrose transport protein SUC2-like
Exons: 4
Coding region: 124-1674 (516 amino acids)
Biological process (GO): sucrose transport
Cellular component (GO): plasma membrane; vacuole
Molecular function (GO): sucrose:proton symporter activity
Source: RefSeq, a predicted model, not a curated record